AUGCAAUACUCUCGUCUUCUCGCUUUCACUUUGCUCGCUGUCGCGAACGUCAGCGGUGUCUUUGGCGCCACCGCUGCCCAGCCUGCUCUCAAGCCCCGCCAGAGCAGCGUACGAACGACGCCUCUGCUGAAGAACUUCAAGGGCCAGCCUGCGUUGCCCUCUCUCGCUUCUGUGCAGGCGACCAAUGCCACAGGCAGCGCUCUGGACCUCGCGAACAUCCAGGGUGAUAUUUUUGUUGGGAUGAAGAAGCCCGUGGAAAACUUUUACUUCUUCCACAUCAACGAUGCGGCCCAGUUCAAGGCCGACUUCAAGACCCAGCUCUCGAUCAUCACCUCGGCGGCGACCUUGAUCUCGCCCCCCGCAGACCAGCCUGCGGCUUACGUUAACGUGGGCUUCUCGCAGAGUGGCUUGACCGCUCUCGGUGUCACCGACGAUCUCGGUGAUGCCGACUUCAGCUCUGGUCAGUUUGCUCAGGCGGCGGCAUUGAAGGAUGAUACUACGCAAUGGGAACCCGAGUUCAAGGGCACGAACAUCCAUGGCGUCUUCCUCGUCGGCAGUGACGUCGGCACCAACAUCCAGGACACGUUCAACGACGCCAUCCAGGAACUCUUGAAGUCUGCCACGAUUGUCUACGAACUUGACGGUGCCGCUCGCCCUGGCGCUGAGGCCGGCCACGAACACUUCGGCUACUUGGACGGGAUCUCCAACCCUGGCGUCGACGGCUUCACGACGGAUCCGAAACCGGGUCAGUCCGUCGUCGACGCCGGCAUCAUCCUCACCGGCGAGGAUGGCGACAGCGUGACGCGCCCGGCAUGGGCGCUCGACGGCUCUUUCCUCGCCUUCCGCAAGCUCAAGCAGCUCGUUCCCGAGUACAAGAAGUGGCUGCUCGACAACGCCGUCCAGAGCCCGGCCGGAAACCUCACGCAGCAGGAAGGCGCCGACCUGCUCGGCGCGCGUAUCUUCGGUCGCUGGCCCAGCGGCGCACCCAUCGACCUCACCCCGCUCGCGGACGACCCCGCGCUCGGCGCCGACCCGUCCCGAAACAACGACUUCGACUUCAGCCACCCCGACUCGGACAUCACCAGCGACCAGUCGCACUGCCCCUUCGCCGCGCACAUCCGCAAGACGCGCCCGCGCGCCGACCUGAACAACGCGAACGUCGUCAACCAAGCGAUCCGCGCCGGCAUCCCGUACGGUCCCGAAGUCACUGCAGAUGAGUCGGCCUCCAACACCACCAGCAUCGACCGCGGCCUCGCCUUCGUGAUGUACCAGUCUAACAUCGGGAACGGCUUCCAGUUCCAGCAGACCGUCUGGGUCGACAACCAGAACUUCAUCUUCGGCAAGAACAUCUCGUCCGUCGGUCUCGACAUGGUCAUCGGCCAACCGGGUGCCGGCCUCGAGCGCAGCGCGUCCGGCUUUGACCCGACCGACUUCGACAAGGUCUUCACCCAGAACCCGACCAUCAUCUCUAACGGCGGCGAGUACUUCUUCGUUCCCUCGAUCUCGGCCCUGAACAACACCAUCCUGGCCUGACGAUGAGGAAGACGCGAGUCUUUCCUGCGUUCUUUUUCCUAUGGGGGUUUAAUCGGUCGGACACUGUGACAUUGCAAC
Punctularia strigosozonata HHB-11173 SS5 is the source of this 1611-nucleotide messenger RNA. It is a transcript of the gene DyP2, whose product is annotated as peroxidase TAP. The record is from RefSeq and is a predicted model, not a curated record. NCBI's taxonomy places the organism in Eukaryota, Fungi, Basidiomycota, Agaricomycetes, Corticiales, Punctulariaceae. The transcript has 5 exons. Gene Ontology annotation, cellular component: cytosol. Gene Ontology annotation, molecular function: heme binding; peroxidase activity. The coding region runs from base 1 to 1533 and encodes 510 amino acids.